This is a messenger RNA of Trichobilharzia regenti, 1277 nucleotides long. The record is from the annotation of a GenBank genome assembly. NCBI's taxonomy places the organism in Eukaryota, Metazoa, Platyhelminthes, Trematoda, Strigeidida, Schistosomatidae.
CUAAAGGGAUAUUAGAUAUUGAAAGAUUACGCGGCAGACACAAAAAUUUGAAAUGGCGUUGAGUACGGUUGCCAGACAGAUCGCUUCGGUUGUGAAGCUUUUCCCCGGUUUUCCUCUCAUUCUCCAGCUGUUGCUGUAGCCGGAGGAGUAAAAGAUAAAAUGCUCAAGUUUAUAGAGAAUAACCCCAACCUGUGUGAUACUGUUGCUGGGUCUCUAAAUACACCUAUUGGGACGAAGUUGUCGAAUUUGCAAGAAGAUCUUCUCUGGGAAGUUGCAUUGGUAGAGCCGAGCGUCUUAGCUGCUGGGAAAAUCAAGCCUAGUUCUAAGGAAAACCCAAAUUUAGUUAGUAGUUCAGACAUCAGAACUAUCCAGCAGUGUCACUGUGACCCACAUCAUCAUUAUACAAUGCACCUACUCCUCCAUCGUGAUCUGCCUACACGAUGUCAAUGUGGCCACUGGUUUCUUCUUGUUGAUGAAAAGACUUAUGAAGAAGAACGCGAGAAAAAGUGGGCAAAAAUAAAAGAUGAACCUGAAAAUGUUGAGCUGCUUAAACGAUUUGAAGAGUUGGAGAAAGAAAUGAAUAUUCUUUUGGCAGAAGGAAAAUCGAUGUCGUUGAAUACGCCUGGCUCUGAUGAGUUGAUGGACAAUAUAGCUAUUAAAUGGAAGGAAAUGAAGAAAAUCUAUGCUAAAAUGCGUAAAAAUAUGUUACUUGACUAAAUUUAUUUUAUUAGGUUUUUUUUAAAUAUUUGUCAUCUAAGUAGAGACGUUUACCUGGUCAUUGUAGUAAUAAUAACAAUAGACUAUAUUUUGAGUGGUCAUCAUGAGGGAGGGACAUCAGUAUAUAUAUAUUAGAAUGAAUAUCUAUUGUGUUUACUGAAUACAUAAAUAUUUUUCAUAAUUUAAUGUGUUUUACUAAUCAAAUAAUUUGUAUAAUUUUCGAUCAUCCUACUUCCUAGUGAGUGAGUGAUUUCGAUCUUGACUGAACGCGCCGCGCGUAGGCAAUUUACCUCCAUGAUAAUUGACAUAGUGAGUGAACCGUGGCAGACAGAUUACACAAGUGCUAGCUGGCUACUACUGACAGAAAGGAGGAGCCCAGAAGGGAAAUUGUGAGAUCCUAAAGAUAGCAAGUAUUUAGUAAGUCAAGGGUAUAGGAAGAUAAGUAUUGUUUGCUCAAGGGCAAGGCAUUAUUCUAGAGCGAAUGGCUGUUACUUGAUUAUUUCUAUUGGAGAUUUCAUAUGUGUAGUACUCGUUCUAGAAGUUUCAUUUUGAUAUUAUAU